UUAGAAGUGUUCAAAACAACAGAUACGCCACGUACAGUGUGUUGACUCUUCCUCUCACUUGUUUAAAGUAGGUCUUUCCAAACUCAGCCGACAGUCCUUUUCUCCAGCUCUCCCCAAACCCUGGAGGUAUUUGAGCGGAAGCGAGUUUCUCCAACGCUGCUCUCUUGUUGCGGGCGAUCCUGUCCAGCUGCUCCGGGGACAGAGGAGCAGGAAGAGGGCUGCAGGGCUCUGGCUCCACCGCCGAAGACUUCGGCUUCUUCUGCAGAAUUUUAGUGUAUUGAGCAAAAUACAGAGGCGGUGAGAAGCGUGCAGCUGGAGGUGAAACUGGCCUUAGAAGCCGUCGACAACGUAGCGCAAACAUAGUGCUGUGGUAGCCGGGAGCAUAAUUUCACAACAAUCAAGAACAGAGUGGCGCUUGUGAAGGCAGCUUGGAUUACGCUGAACGUGUAAACGACAGAUCCCUCACUGUUUGACAUAUACUCGUUGCAACAGGUUACUGCAAUGGAAAAGUUUGUGGUUCAGGGAAAGAAUAAACGCUCCUGCACCACUGAUGCAAGAAGUCCAUGGAAGAAGAUCAAACCGAGUGAUGAGAGGAUGGAGCAGCAGCAGGAGGAGGAAGACGCUUUAGCAGAGUUCUCUCAUCCUGUUCCCUGGCAAAAAAUAGAGGCAGAGGGACUAGACUGCGAUUAUGCUCUGCUGUUCUCCAAAGAGGAAGCUGACCACCUUUUUAAACAGCUGGAGGAGGAGGUGGUGUACUCAACAGGGGAAGAAGCAAAGGUCCAGGUGUUUGGAAAGGUGUACAAUAUCCCGAGAAAGCAGGCGACAUAUGGAGAUGCAGGUCUAGCCUACACUUAUUCUGGGGUGACACGGUUAGCCUCUCCAUGGACUCCAACAUUGGAAUAUAUUCGGGAUUCUGUCACAAAAGCAACCGGACAAACAUUUAACUUUGUUCUGGUCAACAGGUACAAAGACGGGCAGGAUCACAUGGGUGAGCAUCGGGAUGACGAGAAAGAGCUGGACCCCCUCUGUCCCAUCGCCUCUGUUUCUCUGGGAGCGGCACGAGACUUUAUCUUCCGGCACAGAGAUGCUCGGGGAAAACAGAGCCGGCGACAGAUUGAACUCGUGAAGCUGGAACUCGCUCAUGGGAGCCUGCUCCUCAUGAACCCACCAACCAACACUUUUUGGUACCACAGCCUCCCUGCUCGCAAGAAGAUUUUCCUACCUCGUAUCAACCUCACCUUUAGACGCAUCCUGCUAGACAGAAAGAAAUUACAGCAUGGAUUAUCAUCUGGGCCUAAGAAACAUCUGAUUAAAAGGGGCUCCAAGUUAAGCUUAAUGUAGAUAAGCCCCCUUGCUGUCAUUGGGCACAUGGCCACAUAUCACCAAUCUAAAGUGUUUGUUACUGUUGCAGAUGAGUCUGAGGGACUAAAUGACAGCACAAGGUGAAAUAACUGAGGACUGUCAAGUGGGACUCUGGAGAUUAAGCACAUUUCACAGUGAAUUAGUGGUUUUAAAAUGACCCAAAUCUCUGACUGACUCAAGGUCAAACUACCACUAAAGCUCCUUUCAUCAGGUUCAGUUUUAUGUAGCAGCUGGCAAUGUUAAUGUUAAUAAAAACAAUUCUUCACAGUUCAA
This is a messenger RNA of Micropterus dolomieu (smallmouth bass), 1635 nucleotides long. RefSeq names its product alkB homolog 2, alpha-ketoglutarate dependent dioxygenase (gene alkbh2). The coding region runs from base 502 to 1341 and encodes 279 amino acids. Lineage: Eukaryota; Metazoa; Chordata; Actinopteri; Centrarchiformes; Centrarchidae. Gene Ontology annotation, biological process: DNA repair. The record is from RefSeq and is a predicted model, not a curated record. The transcript is spliced from 4 exons.